CCCGCAAUGAAGUCCUCCAAAACAGCAUCGCCAGCGCCAGCCGAAGGCGACGGCAAGAAGUCGCGGGCCAAGCACGCCUGUCGCGAGUGCAACACGCGCCGAGUCCGCUGCGAUGUCAUGGAGAAGCAGCCGUGCUCCAACUGCCGGGCCGCUGGGGCGAGCUGCCAGGUUCUGCCGUCGCGGAGGGGGAGAUACCCUCGUAGGUCCCGUCGGCUGCUGCAGCAGGUGCGCAGUGAGAGCGUCACUCACGCCUCGAGCGACACCGGCCAGUCCACGCCUCUCGACGGAAAUGCAGCAUCAUCUCAUCCACUGGCCUCGGACACGCAGGACCAAGCGGCAGACCACCACUCGGGCCAUCUCCCGGCCGUCUCGUCCCCAUCGUCUCCCACCCCCGCGAACACGCCCGGAACCCGCUUCUACGGCGAGUCCAGCUUCCUCACCCUCGUUCCCGGCGAGGACGAGGGCACGUCCAGCCAGCCCAACGCCCCAGGCGGCGGCGGCGGCAGAAACAACCAGAAGCCCCGGUUCACGUUCCCCAUGCCGCCGACGCCCCAGUCAGCCUCGCAGACGGCCCAGGGCGGCGCCCACGGCCUCAGCACCGGCCUGAUGCGCUACCUCGCCGACGAGGGCGCCCUGACGCUGCCCGACCUCGAGAGCUGCCUGCCCGCGCUGCAGGCGUACUUUGCCUGGUUCCACCCCAGCUACCCGAUCCUCGACCGGGCGCAGAUCGCCCGCCGCCUGGCCUCGGCCACGUCCUUCUCCGGCGUCGACAUGUCGCGGAUGCUGCUGCAGGCCAUGCUCCUGAUUGGGGCGACGUACUGCGACGCGGCGACGAUCCGGGCCAUGGGCUUCCAGGACCGGUCGCAGGCCAAGACAGCCUUCUACACGCGCGCGCGGCUGCUGUUCCAUGCCGACUGGGAGAAGGACGAGACGGUGCUGAUCCAGUCGCUGUUCCUCAUGAGCUUCUGGAGGGGGGCGCCGGCGGAUGUGCGCGACGUGCGGUAUUGGCUGGGGGUUGUGAUUACGCUUGCCGAGUCGUAUGGCUUGCAUCGCUCGUCUCGGUCCAUGUCAAAGGAUUCGUAUACGGCUUGCAUGAGACGACGGAUAUGGUGGUCCAUCUACGUAAGAGAACGACAGGCGUCUGCAUCUCUGGGUCUUCCUAGCAGAAUCAGAGACGAAGACUGCGACAUUGAACCUCUCACUCCGAUGGACCUGGAAUCUGAAGUUGGCCCCGUCGACUCUUCGUUUGGGUCGUGUCAGCCGGAGCACGUCACCUAUGCAAUCAAGAUGGUGGAAAUUGCCAAGCUACUCGGCAGAAUCAUCGACCUCCACUUUGUCCCCGGCCACGCCUCCUUAUCCUCAACCUCCCCAGACACUCUCCACGACCUCAACGCCUCUCUCGAAGCCUGGAUGGCCAGCCUCCCCGAAGACAUGAAGUAUUCUCCCGAUCACGGCAAUGAUUCUGUCUGGGCGUGCCUCCUCCACCUCGCAUACAACCAUCUCAAGAUUUUGAUACACAGGAAUAGCUUCCUCCGCCUCGAAUCUACGACGCCCGGGUCCCAGGUCGUGAUCAAGGCCGCGUGUCGCAUCAGCCGCAUCGCCGAGGACAUGUCGACACAGGGGACCCUCCGCUACGGACAAAUGCAUCUCAUCACGAGCAUCUUCUCCGCCCUGUGCAUCCACACCAUCACCAUCCGCCGCGGCUCAGGCCUCACCAGACGCCUUGCCGAACACCGCGCAGAGACGUGCCUCCUCUGCCUGAAAGAGGUCCAGAAGUACUGGCGCAUCAACAUCAACAUCCUCGACUUCUUCCUGCAGUACCUAGACCGCUCCAUCGCCGCGCGCCUGCACGGCAUGCAGUCCGACGCUCCGCCUCCGCCCAGCCGAGGGGUCGGAAGAGGAGGAGAAGCAAAAGCAAACGACGCCAAGUCCAUCACCGUAGCUGACGCAGCCUCUUCCUCUGAAAACGCAAAUCCUGGCUCAAUGCCGUACCCUCGUGUCGAUUAUGAAGCGACCGCAGCAGCAGCAGCAGCAGCAGCACCAACGCUUGACCUUUCCAUUCCCGCUCUCGGGCCGGGACACUAUCUGGCGCAGGAAGAGUUCCGAGAGCAGUAUCUCGGCCUCGUCAGCCAGGGUGACGACGUGCUGGGUGAUUGGGAUCUGUUUCUGCAAGGCGAGGACUUUUCACAGACGGGGAGUGGGUUCAACGUGUUGGAAAGGUCAUUGUAAGU
Messenger RNA from Trichoderma citrinoviride, 2231 nucleotides. RefSeq names its product N-terminal binuclear Zn cluster-containing/DNA binding domain-containing protein. The record is from RefSeq and is a predicted model, not a curated record. The transcript is spliced from 7 exons. NCBI's taxonomy places the organism in Eukaryota, Fungi, Ascomycota, Sordariomycetes, Hypocreales, Hypocreaceae. Gene Ontology annotation, molecular function: zinc ion binding; DNA binding. Gene Ontology annotation, biological process: DNA-templated transcription. Bases 118 to 2229 code for a protein of 703 amino acids.